GACCGCAGGGACAGACCCCUGUGCAUGUGCUGCAUUAACUUUGUGGUCCCAUGAGAGCAAACACUUUCCACAAACUAUGUGCAAGUAACUGAAGGAACUAAAGGUCCACAAGUAGAAGAAACCAAACUUUUACCUAUUUUAGUUCAAGUAAAACAGGUUAAGCAGAAAUCGGUUUGUUUGCGUCCAUCAUGUGUACGGGAAAGUGCGCUAAAUGCACCGGAGAUCUUCUGUUUCCAUUGGGUCUCUUAUCAAUAGUUGCCAACAUUUUGCUGUUUUUUCCCAACGGUGAGGUGUGGAGGACUGAGGAAAUCACAGAAAAGAUUUGGUUUUUCCCUGGAGUUAUUGGCAGUGGACUGUUGGUGUUUUUGCCUGCUUCAGUGAUGCGAGCAGCAGGGGUGGAUGGGAACUGCUGUGCAAACAGAUGUGGGAUGAUGGUGUCUAUGCUGAUGUCUGCAUUGGGUGGAGCUGGAGCGCUAUACUGUAUGAUCGUCUCUGCCAUUGGUUUACAGGAUGGUCCUCUGUGUGACACCGGAGAUGGGAUCUUUAUCUACCCAUUCAUAAACCGGACUACAGAAGAGAGUUACCUGUUUAACCAGACAUUAUGGGAAGAAUGUGAAAGGCCACAGAAUGUGGUGCUCUGGAAUGUGGUCCUGUUUUCAAUUCUGCUCAGUAUUGCUUCACUGGAGGCUUUGUUAUUACUGGCACAGAUACUCAAUGGACUCAUUGGAUGUCUCUGUGGAACCUGUUUGAACAAGAAUCAGCAACCUCGGAUGGCCUGAACCAAGCUAACGCACUCCAACAUGUGGGACCUUUAAAUGUACAGAAAUAUGUGAAAAAACAACUACUCAAAUGAUAAAUAUCAUCUUCAAUGUUUGUGAAUGAUGUCUUUUUCCUCUGACAGGGGAGCAUUUGAUAUAUAAGUGGAGAGAAUCAUGAGAUUUAGGUUUAGUGCAACUCAACAAAUCAUCUGUGGAGCACAAACAGAGAUGCUUUACAAAACAUUCAUGUCAUCUUAGUAUAGGUUUUAAACAAAAUAAUAAUGAGUAUAUGAUAACAGACGUUUCAUUUUUUAGAGUUUCUGUAAACUGUACAAAAUUAUAUCACCAACUGUUUUAAAAUAGCACUGUAGGAUGACUUUUCAUUGUCAUUUAAACUCAUGAAGAUGAAUUAAGACUCUUUGUUACCUUUGUUACCAAAUUUGUUACCAUUGUGCACUGCAUUAACCAAAAAAUCUAAAUAAAGUGGUCAGAUGACAUUUGGCCAAAUAACUUUUAA
This is a messenger RNA of Paramisgurnus dabryanus, 1275 nucleotides long. RefSeq names its product transmembrane 4 L6 family member 1. The record is from RefSeq and is a predicted model, not a curated record. NCBI's taxonomy places the organism in Eukaryota, Metazoa, Chordata, Actinopteri, Cypriniformes, Cobitidae. Gene Ontology annotation, cellular component: membrane.